Messenger RNA from Penicillium canescens, 279 nucleotides. RefSeq lists its product as uncharacterized. The record is from RefSeq and is a predicted model, not a curated record. NCBI's taxonomy places the organism in Eukaryota, Fungi, Ascomycota, Eurotiomycetes, Eurotiales, Aspergillaceae. The coding region runs from base 1 to 279 and encodes 92 amino acids. The transcript has a single exon.
AUGAUCAUCGACGCUAGAAGAUUUGAUAGUGGAUUUGAGUUCCAGGUCUUCGUUACACCGAGUCAUGCCACAGAUUGGGCCUCCGUAGCUCAUGACUUUGUUUCCGCCACUUUGAAUUUGAUCCGGUGGCGCGAACUGUGGCUGACCUGGAGUGAUCGUCGAGGCAUUCAUGAUUUACAUGCCGCCCCUGUCUGUGCUCAUGGCUUGUCCUCGGGGAUCUUCAACCAGGUCAGCUCGCCGCUCAACGACUCCGCGGGCAUUUUGCCUCCAAUCCUGUAG